CGCGGCAAGGCCUCGCCGUCGGCUGUGCCGCCGACCGUCGCCGCCUCCACCGACGGCCCCGCCCCGAAGCCGGAUGCCGGCGGUCAGGCGGCCGGUUCGUGCUAAUAGCCUAGUACCGCAGCCGAGACCCAAGACCCCCCACCGCAGAGCACGCGAUGGCCGCCUCCGCCGCCGCGGGGCGCGCGUGGGACCCGACCGUCUCGCUGCGGCUGGGCCACCCGGCGCUGGUCCUCCUCGAGCGGUGCCGGGGCGGGGGCGGGGCGCGGCCUUUCAAGGCCAUCCUCGCGCACCUGCUCCGCCUCGGCCUCGCCUUCGAGACGUUCCCCAUGAGCCGGCUCCUCCACUUCGCCACCGUCACCUCCCCGCAGCACGUGCGCGAGGCCGAGCUCCUCUUCCAGCACUUCACGCCCCGCCCCAACAUCUACAUCUACAACCUCAUGCUCUCGGCGGCGGCGGCGCGCGCCUCCUCUUCCUCCCCGCCGCUCCGGGCGGCGGCUCUUUACAGGUCCAUGCUCGCGUCGUCCCUCCAACCCGACGAGCAUACCUUCCUUGCGCUACUGAGGUCGGUGGAGCGCUUGUCUGCGGGGAGGCAGGUGCACGCCCAAGUCGUUUUGAAUGGCUUUCAUUCCCGCGUCUACCUGCGGAACUCGCUGAUCAAGAUGUACCUGGACGCCGGCGAUGUGGAGAUGGCCGAGCUGAUGUUCCGUUCCGCGCCGGCGUCGGAUACAGUAUCUUGCAACAUCAUGCUGUCUGGGUAUGUAAAGGAAGGGAGCAGCGGGAAGGCACUGCGGCUUGUUCGUAGCAUGGCGUCGAUGGGGAUUGCAGUGGAUCAUUACACGGUUGUCGCUCUGCUCACUUGCUGCGGGCGCCUGAAGAACGCUCUUCUCGGGAGGUCUGUUCAUGGCGUCGUCGUGCGGAGGAUGAGUGCAGGAGAUUGUGGGUUGAUUCUGACGAAUGCUCUUUUGGAUAUGUAUGCCAAAUGUGGGAAAAUGAAUGCAGCCAUGAGAGUCUUUGGUGAAGCUGUUGAGAAGGAUGACAUUUCAUGGAAUACCAUGGUAGCAGGAUUCGCGAAUGCUGGCAUGUUGGACCUUGCUAGCAGAUUUUUCUCGGGGACGCCUUACAGGGAUAUAAUAUCCUGGAAUGCACUUCUGGCUGGAUUUGCUCGAUACAAAGAAUUCGGUGUAGUGAUAAAACUAUUUGAUGAUAUGCUUGCCAGUUGUGUAAAACCCGAUAAUGUGACUGCCGUUACCUUGAUCUCUGCGACUGCAGGUACGGGAUCAUUGAAUCAGGGAAAGAGUAUCCACUGUUGGGCGGUGAAAGAAUUUGGGCAUCAGGAUGUGUUCUUGGCAUCUGCUCUUGUAGACAUGUAUUGCAAAUGUGGAAAUGUCAAGAUAGCUCAUUCUGUGUUUGAGAAGGCGUUGGACAAAGAUGUUACCUUAUGGACAGCUAUGAUAUCUGGCCUUGCAUUUCAUGGCCAUGGAACCAAAGCAUUAGAUCUAUUUUGGAAGAUGCAAGAUGAGGCUAUAGCACCUAAUGGCGUCACAUUGCUUGCUGUUCUCAGUGCGUGCAGUCAUGCUGGUCUGCUUGGUGAAGGAUGCAGGAUUUUUUAUGCUAUGAAGCAAAAAUUCAGUAUUGAACCAGGAAUAGAACAUUUUGGAUGUAUGGUUGAUCUCCUUGCACGGUCAGGUAGGCUGACUGAUGCAGUAGGUUUGGCUAGGAAGAUGCCAAUGAGACCAAGCCGGUCUAUAUGGGGUUCCAUUUUAAGUGCAAGUUUAGCUUGUCAAAAUACUGAAGUUGCAGAGAUUGCUUCAAAAGAACUCCUUCAUCUUGACCCCACUGAAGAAGGUGGAUAUGUUUUACUUUCCAACUUGUAUGCUUCUGGAGGUCACUGGAACUACAGUGACAAAGUGAGGGAGAGUAUGGAAAUGGAAGGAGUGAGAAAAUCAGCAGGUGCAAGUAGUUUUGGCUGUUGAUGCUGUUGCUUCAGAUGUCAGGUGAACAUGCUGUUGUCGCCAUUGGUUAUAACCAACAGUCAGACAUGGUGUCAGUUAGGUUGGUGUUGAUCUCGGCAACCAAGGAUCCUAACCGAAACCGAGAUAAAAGUGGAGCAUGGGCUCACCCACACGCCAUGAUCAGGGGGUGCCAACCGACAAUUGGUUGUGGUCCCGGGUCGAUCAGCGCCAGAUAUAAAGGGGGAAGCCAGGGCCUCACGGGUUAAGCUUUCCUCGUGAGGCCAACAUCAUUCCGUAACACACAUAAACCCUAGACCAAUCCUCAGGGUGUUGGAUCAAUGCGAAGGCCACCACCAUCCUAGCAUCGACACCGCCAUUGCCGACGACUACAUCAUGUUGUCUUCAUCGCCGGUCUGCACUGCGCAUCGACAACACGAACUGAUCCCUGUCGUGGCUCUACAUAAACGGAGCUACAAGCCACUAUGGCAUCGUCUGGCUUGGGUACGUACUCACGCUUCUGCAAUUAAGGGUGUUCAAUGCUUAGGGCUAGUUGCAAUGCAAUCUAGAUGAAGUUCAGUGCCUACAAUUUAGACGUGGAAAAUGAGUGAUCUAGGCAUUUGGUCCAGGCAUCAUGGCUUGCAACUGACAACACAGUGGAUGGUCUUAACAAUGCACUGGGAACAAGGAUGUCGAGUUUGUCUAUUGGGAGUACAGGAACUAUGUCAGAAUCACUCAGAACCCUGGCUGGAGAAGUGGAAAGUACCAAAACACUUGUGCAGUUGUUGCAUCGGCAGACUCAGCACUCAAGAGAUGUGGUUCUCUGCUGUUCUAGAAAAUUACAGCACUUAAAAUGUUCCAGCUGCCAAGGUUAUGAACAAGUACCAUGGGAUAUCAAAGUUCAAAGAUCAGGAGGAGCAAUCUGAUAUUUCCAAACAUAAAUGGAGGAUCCUAGCAGCCAGUCUGUUGACAUGGACUAGCCACGUCGAGUCCUCGAGCUUGGAGCCAGGUGACCUGUGUUACCGGGAUAUGGGUGCGGGAGUCGGAGUCUGACUCGGGUGUGGAUGUCCGACUCGGCAAACUUGAGAAUAUAGGA
Phragmites australis (common reed) is the source of this 3045-nucleotide messenger RNA. RefSeq names its product pentatricopeptide repeat-containing protein At3g04750, mitochondrial. Gene Ontology annotation, molecular function: protein binding; RNA binding. Lineage: Eukaryota; Viridiplantae; Streptophyta; Magnoliopsida; Poales; Poaceae. Gene Ontology annotation, biological process: RNA modification. The transcript is spliced from 2 exons. The record is from RefSeq and is a predicted model, not a curated record. Bases 156 to 1973 code for a protein of 605 amino acids.